Messenger RNA from Ictalurus furcatus (blue catfish), 1738 nucleotides. RefSeq names its product sperm-associated antigen 6-like. Gene Ontology annotation, molecular function: microtubule binding. The transcript is spliced from 11 exons. The record is from RefSeq and is a predicted model, not a curated record. Gene Ontology annotation, cellular component: microtubule cytoskeleton; sperm principal piece; axoneme. Bases 132 to 1655 code for a protein of 507 amino acids. Lineage: Eukaryota; Metazoa; Chordata; Actinopteri; Siluriformes; Ictaluridae. Gene Ontology annotation, biological process: filopodium assembly; sperm axoneme assembly; neuron projection extension.
GUAACUUUAGAGACGGUCCCUUAAUUUCCGCAUUUCUGUGAAUAUCGAACGUCCAACGUCACGCCAAAUUUAUUCCAGUACUUAUUUCAGAGACUCACUCUGGACUGAUUUUUCGUUGUGGGAUUGAAACUAUGAGUCAGCGACACGUUUUCCAGGUUUUUGAGCAGUACCAGAAAGAAAGGAUGAAGUUCGUGCAAACAGUUGCAGAGCUUUCAGUAAGACCUCAGAAUAUCGAAACACUUCAAAAUGCAGGUGUGAUGUCCCUCCUGAAGCCUCUUCUCCUGGAUGCGGUCCCAACUAUCCAGCAGUCAGCAGCUCUGGCUCUUGGAAGACUCGCCAGCUACAGUGAUGACCUGGCCGAGGCUGUGGUGAAGGGAGGCAUUCUGCCUCAUCUCGUCUACUCGCUGUUUAAGCAGAACCGCUUCUAUAAGAAGGCAGCAGCGUCUGUUCUCAGUGCCGUGGCGAAGCACUCACCCGAGCUGGCACAAGCAGUGGUAGACUACGGUGCCCUCGAUGCUCUCGUCAUCUCCCUGGCGGAGUUUGAUCCUGUAGUGAAAGAAGCUGCUGCAUGGACACUAGGCUACAUCGCUCGCCACAACAGCUCAUUGGCUCAGGCAGUGGUGGAUGCAGGUGCUGUUCCUCUUCUCGUUCUCUGCAUCCAGGAGCCUGGAACUGCCCUGAAGAGGAUUUCCGCUUCAACGCUGAGUGACAUCUCCAAACACUCGCCAGAGCUUGCACAAACUGUAGUGGACGCCGGAGCCAUUGCACACCUCGCCCAAAUGACCCUGAACCCAGACACCAACCUGAAGAGGCACGUGUUCUCGGCUCUAGGCCAAAUCUCCAAGCACUCUGUGGAUCUGGCAGAGAUUGUGGUGGAGGCUGAGAUCUUCCCUGCUGUACUGGCCUGCCUUAAAGACCCAGAUGAAAAUGUGAGGAAGAACAUCAGCACGCUGAUGCGAGAGAUCACAAAACACACCCCUGAGUUAUCCCAGAUGAUCGUGAAUGCCGGCGGUGUAGCAGCUGUGAUAAAUUAUCUAGGGGACUCCAGAGGGAGCGUGCGAUUGCCUGGUAUCAUGAUGCUCGGCUAUGUGGCUGCACACUCUGAGAACCUCGCCAUGGCUGUCAUUGUAUCUAAGGGCGUACCACAGCUGGCUAUCUGUCUGGCCGAGGAGACAGAGGAUCACAUGAAGGCUGCAGCAGCCUGGGCAUUGGGGCAGAUUGGCCAACACACACCUGAGCAUGCAAGAGCUGUGGCCAUGUCUAACGUGCUCCCCAAACUGCUGAGUCUCUACCUGGACACACAGAGCUCUGAGGAUCUGCAAGUCAAGGCAAAGAAGGCUUUAAAGAGCAUCCUUCAGAAGUGCACUUACCUUCCAGCAUUGGAGCCACUUCUCUACGAAGCUCCCAGCAAUGUUCUCAAACACGUUAUCUGCCAGUUCAGCAAGGUUCUUCCACAUGAUAGUAAAACACGGAGGUUGUUUGUAACUACUGGAGGACUGAAGAAGGUGCAGGAAAUUAAAGCUGAACCUGGGUCCGAUCUGCAGGAGUACAUCAACGCCAUUAACAAAUCCUACCCCGAGGAGAUAGUCAGGUACUUCUCACCUGGAUAUUCAGAAGCACUACUGGAAAGGAUCGAGAAGUAUCAGCCUGUUUAGUACAGGAAGUUCAUCUCCAUGAUUAGCACUUUUUACUGCUUUAUGAAAUAAUCUUAUUAAAUUCAGGGCACUGUGAUAUUUGG